UUUGAAAACGCAUCUCAUUUAAAGUCCCAAAACCCCCCCUUUUUUUGAAAUAUACCAUAUAUCCAUUGAGUAAAAAAAGAAAUCCAAAGCGGAAGUAGAUGCAGAGAAGGAGAAGAGAAACAAAACGCCACAUAAUGUUUGUAAAUAACUCAUUAGGUUAAAAGAAUUCCUUCUUUAUACCAAAAGGCAGAUAAUUCCCCAACAAGACAAGACAUGUUUCAUUAAAACUUUAAAAGCGCACUGAAUGGGACCAGAUACAGCAGUGUGACAUCUGCACUAAGACUCUAUCCUACAUGUUUCGUCCAAUAGGACGUCCUUAGGGGCCUCUAGUGCUGAAUCUCUGCCACGUUUCUCCAUCCUCUCUUGCAACAUGCAGAACGAUUGCACAUUGGAUCCAAAGCGGAAGUAGAUCCAGAGGAGUAGAAAAAAAACACAUUUUGUUUUUUCAAAAUGCAUUAGGCUAAAAAUUCCUUCUUCCAAAGGGCAGAUAAUUCCCCAACAAGACAGGAACAUGGUGCAGUAUGUUUUAUUAAAACUUUAAAGGAGCAUACGAACAUUCAUAAACAUUAUUGGUAACUCACAUGAAAAGACACUGCGUGAAACCUGAUACAGCCGUCUGACAUCUGCACUAAGACUCUACCCUACAGCUUUUGACCAAUAGGACUUCCUCAGGGCCCUCUAGCUCUAAAUUUCUGCCAUGUUUCUCCAUCUUCUCUUGUAGCCCGCAGAAGGAUUGCAUAAUGGCAACAACCAUGCCGUAAGUUUUACAUAUGUGGCAAACAAGACAAAACUAUAGCGCAGCAUGCUUUAUUAAAACUUUAAAAGAGAAUAAGAACAUCCAUAGAUAGCAUUUGUAACUUACAUGAACAGUCGCUGCACGAAACCCGAUACAGUGGUGUGACAUCAGUGCUAAGACUCCAUCCUACGUGUUUCUUCCAAUAAGACAUCCUCAGGGGCCUCUAGUGCAGAAUCUCAGCUACUUUUCUCCAUCCUCUCUUGUAACCUGCAGAACGAUUGCACAUUGGGAGUAACCGCGCUGCAAGUCUCAUAUAUGGGGCAAACAAGACAAGGCAAUAGUGCAGUAUGUUUCAUUAAAACUUUGAAAGCACAUACAGACAUAGACAUCUGACCCUGGGGAAAGUCCACCACUGAUCAAUUUUUGUUUGCGUAUGAAAUAUUGUGAUUUUUUUAUGUCAUGAUUCCUUAUGCACAGGUCUAGUUGAUUGAUUGAUAUAUUUACUAUAUGAAUGGUAUAUUCUUGUUAUGCUUUUGAAGACUAGAAGGUGGAAAGUCCCAUUCUUCACCAUAACCUUGUCAUCAAUGCAUAAAUACCGAUGCUUAGUAUGAUUUGGGUGUUUUGUAAUUCUCUGUUAUAAUUGCACCUAAAUCAAUGCCAGAUCUCUGGGAAUGUUUUGAAAGCUACACACAUAUCUAUGACCUCUGAAUACAAGAUGUAUGAGAACAGAUAUGACUUCUAUUAAAUAUUGCUUUCCAGCAGAUUCUCCCAAAGUCACCUCUGAUUGGUUGGUUAGAUCAUCAGAUCCUUCUAAUCAUGAGGAACCUUCUGAUAAAUCCCAUACUAUGACUUCAGAUGUCCAUCUAAGCUCAUUGGGUCCUUCUAAUCCUGAGGAACAUUCUAAUAAAUCCCAUACUAUGACAUCAGAUGUCCAUCUAAGCUCAUUGGGUCCUUCUAAUCUUGAGGAAUCUUCUGAUAAAUCCCAUACUAUGACUUCAGAUGUCCAUCUAAGCUCAUUGGGUCCUUCUAAUCCUGAGGAACCUUCUGAUGAAUCCCAUACUUUGACUUCAGAUGUCCAUCCAAGUUCUCACAGUGCUGACAGAUCAACAGAUCCAUCCAAUCCUCAGAAAUCUUCUUUAAGCCAUAAGAGGUUUCACACAGGAAAGCGUUCAUUGUCAUGUUCAGAGUGCGGGAAAUCUUUCACUGUAAACAAAGAUCUUCUUAGACAUCAGAGAAUUCACACAGGUGAACGUCCUUAUCUAUGUUUAGAGUGUGGCAAAUAUUUCACUAGAAAAGACAAUCUUAUUACACACCAGCGAAUACACACGGGUGAUCGUCCUUACUCAUGUUCAGAGUGCGAGAAAUCUUUCAUUAAGAAAAGCGUACUUCUUAGACACCAUAAAAAACACACAGGUGAGCGCCCUUAUUUAUGUUCAGAGUGCGGGAAAUGUUUUACUGAGAAAUCAAGCCUUGAUAAUCACCAGAGAAUUCACACAGGUGUGCGCACUUGUUCGUGUUCAGAGUGCGGAAAAUCUUUCAUUGCAAAGAAUGACCUUCGUAGACAUCAGAGAAGUCAUACAGGUCAAAAUCCUCAUUUAUGUUUAGAGUGCGGGAAAUGUUUCAUUCUCAAAAGGCAACUUACUUUACACCAGAGAACUCACACAGGUGAACGUCCUUAUUCAUGUUCAGAGUGUGGGAAAUCUUUCAGUGCAAAUAAUGACCUUCGUAGACAUCGGAGAAUUCACACGGGUGAUCGUCCUCAUUUAUGUUUAGAGUGCGGGAAAUCUUUCAUUCGCAAAAGGCAACUUACUUUACACAAGAGAACUCACACAGGUGAGCGUCCUUUCCCUUGUACAGAGUGUGGCCAAAGCUUCCAUGAAAAAGGAAUACUUAUUGUACACCAGAAAAUUCACACAGGUGAGCGUCCUUUCCCUUGUUCAGAGUGCGGGAAAUGUUUCCUUGAAAAAGGAAAACUUAUUAGACAUCAGAGAAUACACACGGGGGAACGCCCUUAUUCAUGUUCAGAGUGUGGGAAAUGUUUUACUAGAAAAUACAAUCUCCUUAAUCACCAGAAAAGUCACACGGGUGAACAUCCUUAGUUAUGUUCAGGGUGCGGGAAAUCUUUUGCUUUUGAAGGAUUACUUUUUGAACUUAAGAGAAUUCACACAGGUGAGCGUCCUUAUCCAUGUUUUAGAGUGUGGGAAAUUCUUAAUUCGUAAAAGAGACCUUAUUAUACACCAGAGAACUCACCCAGGUGAGUGUCUUUACUCAUGUUCUAAGUGCGGGAAAUGUUUUAUUCACAAAGAAGGACUUGUUAAACACCAGAAAAUUCACACGGGUGAGCGUCCCUGUUCAUGCUCCGAGUGUGAAAAAACUUUCACCAAAAACGAGAACCUUCUUAGACACCAAAGAAUUGAUACAUGUCCUUAUUCAUGUUGAGAGUGCGGGAAAUUUUUCACUCAGAUAAGAGGCCUUGUUAAACACCAGAGAAUUCACACUGUGGAGCGACCUCACUGCAUUCAGGAUGCAGGAAAUGUUUUAUAAAUAAAAAAGUCAGAGACAUCAGAGAUAACCAGCCUGCUGCUUCUUUUGACAAAUGCACGAUGGCUUAGACAUGUGCGGUUCAUUUUGUUCUGAAUAUAAAUUUGGAUGAUUUUUCAAUUCAUCCGAAUUUCGGAAUUCCAAUCGUAACAAAUUCGAAAUAAUAAUAAUAAUAAUAAUAAUAAUUUUUUAGACA
Rana temporaria (common frog) is the source of this 3473-nucleotide messenger RNA. Its product is annotated as zinc finger protein 585B-like. The record is from RefSeq and is a predicted model, not a curated record. Bases 1456 to 2835 code for a protein of 459 amino acids. The transcript has a single exon. Lineage: Eukaryota; Metazoa; Chordata; Amphibia; Anura; Ranidae.